Rosa chinensis is the source of this 2907-nucleotide messenger RNA. RefSeq lists its product as uncharacterized. Gene Ontology annotation, molecular function: catalytic activity. The transcript has 6 exons. The record is from RefSeq and is a predicted model, not a curated record. Bases 1 to 2907 code for a protein of 968 amino acids. NCBI's taxonomy places the organism in Eukaryota, Viridiplantae, Streptophyta, Magnoliopsida, Rosales, Rosaceae.
AUGGAGAUUCUAUCAUGGAAUAUCAGGGGUACCAAAGACCCUAAGAAAUUCAGGGCUUUGGCGUCGAUUAUUCAGCAGAGACGUCCUAGUAUUGUGUUCUUGAUCGAGACAAAGUGUAGAGACAAGCAAGCAUUCGAACGGUUCCGCAACGAUUUGGGUUUCCGUCAUGGCAUAAUGCAAGCGUGUUCUGAUAUGGGUGGAGGAGGUUCUCCUAACUGGUUGGUGGUUGGUGAUCUAAAUGAAAUCAUCAGCUCGAGGGAGAAAUCAGGAGGAGGUCUUCGUCCCUCAAGGCAAAUGGAUGCGUUCCAAACAGUAUUGGAUGACUGUACUCUUACAGUUGCCACGCAAGCACAUAUUCAGGCUCCAAUUCAGUUUCCAUCACGCAGAACCAGAUUUCGGUUUGAAGAGAUGUGGACGAAGGAUGAUUCUUGUGAAGAAGUGAUCCGGGAGAAGUGGCAGACGGAUAGGGAUGGUUUCGAGCAGUUUCGGUUGCAGGGAAAACUUUAUAGCACGAGGUUGGGUUUACUCAAUUGGAAGAGGCAGACGAUUGCUACAAGAGUGAUUGGAUACUCUGCUGGAGCUGGAGGACACUUUUUGGAUGCAAAGGAAACUACUUGGUUGAAGGAUGGUGAUAGGAACACGCGUUUCUUUCAUCAAAAAGCAUCUAACAGAAAGCAGCGAAAUUACUUAAAGGGCUUAUUUGAUUCAGCUGGAGUUUGGCAAGAUACUCCAGGAGGUAUCGAAACAAUUGUUUUGGAUUAUUAUAAUUCACUGUUUCGAUCUACAAAUGUUUCUGAUGUGCAAAGGGAGCCGGUUCUUUCUUCUUUGGUACCGGUAAUAACGCCAAACUUGGGUGCCUCCUUAUUACUUGAAUACUCUGCGGAUGAGAUUAAACAAGCCUUGUUUCAGAUGUAUCCUACAAAGUCUCCAGGUCCAGAUGGUAUGCCUCCUCUGUUUUUUCAAAAAUAUUGGCAUAUUGUAGGUGAUGAUAUUGUGACUGCUGUGCGUGAAUUUUUAUCUACUGGUAAUCUGUUGAAAGAGGUUAAUUUCACUCAUAUUUGUUUGAUUCCAAAAGUGAAAAAUCCUACUGAAAUGUCCCAUCUUCGCCCAAUCGCCCUUUGCAAUGUGGUUUACAAGAUUUGUGCAAAGGUGCUUGCAAACCAUUUGAAGCCUAUUCUUGAUCAGAUAAUUUCCCCAUAUCAGAGUGCUUUUGUUCCUGGUCGGUUGGUAACAGAUAACACUCUGGUUGCUAAUGAAGUGGCUCACUACCUAUGGAAUAAGAGAGAUGGAGGUGGAGGUCACCUUGCUCUAAAGCUUGACAUAAGUAAGGCCUAUGACAGGAUGGAAUGGGUUCAGGUUGUGAUGGAGUGUGUGACUUCUGUUCAGUAUUCUUUUCUUAUCAAUGGUAAUCCGAGAGGCUACAUAACUCCAACAAGAGGUCUCAGGCAAGGAGACCCUCUUUCUCCCUAUUUGUUCCUUUUAUGUACUGAAGGGUUUUCCUCACUCAUUCAAAGGAUACACAAUAAUGGUUCUCUAGUGGGGAUUAAGAUAUGUAGAAGGGCCCCGGUUCUUCAUCAUCUCUUAUUUGCAGAUGAUAGUUUUCUCUUUGCAGAGGCUACUCCUGUCAGUUGUAUUCAGAUCAAGGAAGUUCUUGAAGUGUAUGCUACUGCUUCAGGUCAGUUGAUUAAUUUUGGGAAGAGUAGUGUUUGUUUUAGUCGUAAUUUAUCACUAGAAGGGCAGCAGGAUUUAAUGGAGUUAUUGGGUGUUGAUUUGGUGCCGUACCAUGAAAAAUAUCUUGGGUUGCCUACUCUUGUGGGGCGCUCCAAGAAGGAUACUUUCUCAUAUUUGAAGGAUAGAUUGGGGAAGAGGCUAGCAGGGUGGAAAGGAAAAUUUUUAAGUGGUGCAGGAAAGGAGUUAUUGCUGAAAGUGGUGGCUCAAUCUCUUCCAAACUAUGCUAUGAGUUGCUUUUUAUUACCUCAAACUUUUUGUAACGAGCUGCAGCAAAUCCAUCUUGGCCAAACAAGUUUGGAGAAUUAUAGAAAAUCCAAACUCACUUGUGGGAAGGCUCUACAAGGCACGGUUUUUUCAUUCCAAAUCUUAUUGGGAGGCUUCUUUGGGGGGGGCUCCUUCUUGUUCUUGGAGAAGCAUUUUGCAAGGCAAGUGGUUGAACUAGGCUCAAGAUGGCAAGUUGGAAAUGGUGCUACAAUUGCUAUUUGGGAGGACAUGUGGCUGCCUAGGCCUCAUGGUUUUCAGCCUUUGCUACCACUUAGGAGCCCUACUACUUUGAGGUAUGUUCACCAGCUCAUUGAUGUGGCUAAUGGUUGUUGGAAUGUCCCUUUAUUGGAGAGUUUAUUCCCUAGUGAGGAUGUGGAGGUUAUUAGCUCAAUUCCUUUGAGUUCUAGAUGUCCUGAGGACAAACUGAUUUGGCAUUAUGAUAGUAAGGGAGUUUUUUUAGUGAGUAGUGCUUAUGUUGUGGCUAGAGACAGUUUGAUCCUCCCAGUCAUGGCUACUUCUAGCUCCUCUCCUCAUCAGCUUAUUGAUACUUUUUGGAAGAAGUUUUGGAAGUGCAAGGUGCCGGGUAAAGUGAAACUUUGUUUAUGGAAAGCUUGUCAAGAUUUUCUCCCUACUAGAUCUAAUCUAGUUAAGAAGAAAAUGGAAGUGGAGCUUUUUUGCCCUUUAUGUGAAAACGAGGAAGAAACUCCUCUUCAUAUUUUUCGUUAUUGUCCUAUUGCAAAGCAGAUGACUCAUCACUUGUCUGGAAUUGUGGUACGUGAUUCAAAUGGUUCUUUUAUUUGUGGGAUGGCCAUUAGUUUUGAUCAGGUUUUUCCUCCUGUUCAAGUGGAGGCACUCGCUGGUCGAGUAGCUUGCAGGCUGGUUCUUGACCAGGGUUUGGGUCUAGUUCGUUAG